Prosopis cineraria is the source of this 849-nucleotide messenger RNA. RefSeq names its product F-box/LRR-repeat protein At3g48880-like. Gene Ontology annotation, molecular function: protein binding. The coding region runs from base 1 to 849 and encodes 282 amino acids. Lineage: Eukaryota; Viridiplantae; Streptophyta; Magnoliopsida; Fabales; Fabaceae. The transcript has 2 exons. The record is from RefSeq and is a predicted model, not a curated record.
AUGGACUAUGAAGUGUUAAUGAGAAUCUUCAUGACCCUCAAUUUGGUGGAUUUCGUUGCUGUUUCUUGGGUGUGUAGCUCCUGGCGAAAAGUUUGCCAAGAUCAUGUGUUUUGGAAUAGAGAAGUGUUAGAUCUUAGCAAGCUGACUCCGCAAUUCGUCUUAUCAACUUCAAGGAUGAUUCCGUUCUUGAAGUAUGUUUUAUAUCUCAGUGGCGGCAAAAUAGGUUCUCUCAUACUCAAUCGUCUACCUCUGAGAGAUCGUAUCUUGAUUAAUGUUGCCAAAAGGAGUCGUAAUCUAAAACGGCUUGUUCUACCAGCUGGACGUUACCUGCAACUUACAGAAGCAGGAAUAGAUAAAGCGAUGGAGAUGUGGGAAGGGCUAGAGUCCUUCACCAUCACUGACAGUGAAAUUGCUUUUAGCAUUCUGGAAGCCAUGGGCAAAUAUUGCAGAAACAUCUCUGAAAUUAAGAUAACUUGUCAUUUUAGCGCGAAGAUUGCCAUGGCCUUGAUGACGUAUGUGCCCAGGCUCAAGAGACUGAGUGUUCAGUCAACACGGGUGAACAAAGAUGCUCUAGUUAAUGUGGUAGACCAUUUACAACAAUUGGAGAUUCUUAAUGUUUCUCACAGUUUCAUUGUUGGGGGGAAUCGUCCAGAGAACAUAAGAGUAUUCUCACAACAAGAAGUGCCAAACAUUCUGGGUGAAGUGUCAAGAAUGCCAAGCACAGUAAUAAGCUGUGAAAUCUUCUGUGCUAUGUGCCAGGCCGUGUUGGCUUGGAAUAUGGCUUAUGAAGGGAGGAACCAUGACGAAGAAAAUUGGCAUGAUGAUGAAAUACCAUCUCUUCGAGUUUAA